Molecule: messenger RNA, 1591 nt
Organism: Desarmillaria tabescens
Lineage: Eukaryota; Fungi; Basidiomycota; Agaricomycetes; Agaricales; Physalacriaceae
Exons: 2
Source: RefSeq, a predicted model, not a curated record
AUCUACAGUGUAAUUCUAAGGCUUAUAUACUAGUUAGGAGUCCGAUCUAGUUCCUACUCGGAGUGGUCUACAUUCUAGGGUUGUCGGAGGAUGUAUUCUACCGGUCGGUAGCCGAUGGGGUCCGAUGACAUAUUCGCUACCGAUGUCAGGCUAUUGGUAAAUUGUAAUGGAGAAGUGAAAUAUAGAAUGGAAUAUGAAAUAGAAUAUGAAAUAGAAACUGGGAAUCGGAAUCCGUAGGAUUCCAGGCUGUGGUUUGUUGGGUUGAGUGGAAGUCAGGGUUCCAUCGGCAUGCUCGUUACAGUAUCCCCCCCUUAGCGUUCUUGCCCUCAAGGACACAGAUCCCGAUGGCCGAGUGUGACCACGUGGAAUUUUUUCAGGUUGGUCACGUGGCUUUUCACCUCUUAGCUUUCUACCACCACCAUCUCUUCCAUUUUCUGAGUUUUGUCCUCGUCGUUGGCCAUGUCGUCCACCGUUGAAUACCGCACUUCCGUGACGCCCGAACCGUACGAACCUGCCCCGACACCCGAAGAUAUUCGGCCUGAAGACCUAGAGGCCUUUUAUGAUGAGCGGGACGCCGCGGAGAAGGCUAGGGAGGAUGCCGCGGAGGCCCAUGAGGCUUGGAAGGUGCAGAAGCAAAAGGAGGAAAAGAGGCGGGCUCUGGAGUUAGAACGGCGAGAGAAAAAGUUGGCCCAGGAAAGGAAGGUUGCGGAGGCCAAAGCAAGGAAGGAGAGGGAGGAGCGGGAGGCCGCGGAGAAGAAACGGCAAGAGGAGGCAGAGGCUAAGGCAAAGGCGGAGGCGGCUGCUGUGGAGCAGCAGAGGUUGGAAGAGGAGGCAAGGGCCUUGGAGGAAAGGAGAGCUGCGGAGAAGAAGAAGUUAGAAGGUGAGGCCAAAGCAAAGGCUUUGGUGGAAGCUAGCAAGGCCGUGGAGGCAGAGAAGGAGAGGGAGAAGGUAGAUGGGAAUGAGGGGAGCAAGGUUGGUAGCGGGUCCGACGGAGAUGACGAGCGGGAGAAGGACCCGAAGGGGAAGGCAUUGAAAAAAUUGGUAAAGCAGAGAAGGGAUAGGAAGGGUAAGGGCAAGGCGACCGAUUCAGAGGCCGUGGACGUUUCGAGGAAGCGUAAGAUCAAGUCUAGUGCGGUGGUGGUCAGUGGGGAAGAGGAAGUCAUGGGGCCAUCGGGAAGGCCUUUGAAGAAAUUGAAGACCAAGCCUGAGAUGCAGGUGGACGACGAAGAAUAUAAGGGUAAUGAGCGUUGUGGUUGUUGUAAGGCAGACAUGAAGUGUUUUAUCCGCCGCAGGUGCACUUGCGAGCGAUGUAAGCUGAAGAAGAGCAAGUGCGUAUUUAGUCAGGGUGAAGGGUUGGGGUCCGUGGGUUCCGAUGAGGUUGUGUACUUGUUGCAACAACUUUGUGACAAGAUGGACAACUUCCAGGAAGGCUUGGAAAGGGUAGAGGGGAAGGUCGACUUCCAUGAGGGUGACGCACCGGAAUGGCCAUCGGAUUUCGUCGAGGAGGAGUUUAGGGAGGAAUGGGCAGCAUCUAAGGUCGAGCUCGGAAACCUCAAGAACGUGAACUCGGAGGCCCUAUGGAUCGCGAUGC